Messenger RNA from Symbiodinium necroappetens, 783 nucleotides. The record is from the annotation of a GenBank genome assembly. Lineage: Eukaryota; Dinophyceae; Suessiales; Symbiodiniaceae.
AUGAAGGUCGAGGGACGGGCAGGUCGCGCCUCAGUCCUCCGGCUGCUGAUGCGGACCUUCGGAUGGAGAUACGUAUUCAUCCUGGUAACGUUUUCCGUCUGGCUCGCAAGUCUAUCGCUGCUGCCCUUCCUCACCGAAAGCCUGUUUGAAUGGCUUGCAGAAGGCAGCAGCCCUGCGGCCGGACUGGGAUGGUGUGCAGUCCUAGUGGGAAGCUACCUCGUGAACUGCAAUGCAGCCUGCCAGUGGUAUCAGCAGACCACGUUCCUGGGCUGUGAGCUGCGUCUUCCGCCGGGCACUGCAGCUUCAGGUGCAUUCAUUGAGGUCUGUGCCGUUUCGGCUCCGGCUGCUCAGCCCCAAGCAGAACUGCAAAAUCCACAGCCCGCGCUGCGGGCCAACUUCAUGAAGUUGCUCCUGUUUGUCUUUGUCACCAGCAUCGUUUCCACUAUUGCCGUUCGCAAGGGAGAGGACCUUCGUGCAGAGCAGGGUCACCUCCAGGAGAUCCAUCAGCAUGUGAACCAGACCGCGGCGGUUUCGAGGCCGAGACCUUACAAUCCUUACAUCACGGUGUCCUCCGACGUCCCUGCGCAGGAAGUGUGCUGCUGCUGCAAGCUUGUGGGUGAAUGUCGGCUCAAUAACAGCUACGUCAGGGACAAAUCAGCGAGCUGCAGCGAGAAGCUCGCAGGACCCAGUUAUGUCUGCUGGAAGCCGCGGGGUUUCGAGGUGGUAACCCUGCUAAACAGAUACAUAAAAGCCGGCAAAUGGAACCAGUUCGACUGUGCAUAA